CAUUUGGGGUUAAAGCAAGUCACGAUGCCCAUCAGAGGAAGAAGAAUACGCAUUCAUCUCCUGUCCUCGAAAUAAAACAAAAAUGAUUAGAGACUUAGUAUUAUUAAUUAUUAUUGUUAUUAGUGAAAGCAGCUCUAUUAAGAAGAAGCCAAUCCCCUCAAACUUGCCAUAGAAGCCUCCUCCUCCUCCUCCUCCUCCUCUGUCCUUAUGGCCGCCGCCGCCGCCUCCUCCUCCUCUUCUUCCUGCUUCACUUGUUGUUUCCGAUUCAUCAAACUCAGGUGCAAACGCUGCUUAGAAAGAGUAGCUGAUGUCACCAGUACUAGUGCUGCUGGCAUUACUGCUUCCCGUUCCGAAGGAGAAGAGGCACAACGAAAGCAAGGUCUGCAUCAGAAUCAUCCUCGUAAAUUCAGUUGGGAUGAAUUGGAAAGGUUCAGCUCCAAUUUCUCGCGGGUGGUUGGAUCCGGAGGGUUCAGCACUGUUUAUCUCUCCCAAUUCCCGGAUUCAAGCCUUGGGGCAAUUAAGAUGAUCCACGGCGCCAGCAGCAGCCAGCGGCUUCAUCGGGUUUUUAAGCAGGAGCUGGACAUUCUCCUCCGCCUCCGACACGAUCACAUCGUCAAGCUUCUUGGCUACUCUGAUGAUCCAGAAGAAAGCAUUUUGGUGUUUGAGUAUGUUCCCAACGGGAAUUUGCAAGACAAACUCCAUACACCUAAAGCAAGAAGAGGAGGAAAAACAGGAGCAGGAGCAGAUGGAGAGGAGGAGGAGGAGGGCGUGCUUUCGUGGAACAGCCGCAUCAAAAUAGCAUUUCAACUUGCCCAGGCCUUGGAAUAUCUCCACCACAAGUGUCCCUUACAGAUAGUUCAUGGGGACAUCAAAGCUUCCAACAUUCUCUUAGACAGCCACCUCAACUGUAAACUCUGCGAUUUUGGAUCCGCCAAGAUGGGAUUCGCUUCCUCGGUGCUCCCGCCCUUUUCUUCAUCUUCUUCUUCUGCAACGAGCAGCAGCAGAAUGAUGCUUGGGUCUCCCGGUUACGCCGAUCCUCACUACCUCAGGACAGGGAUCGCCUCCAAAAAGAACGACGUGUAUAGCUUCGGAGUUAUCCUUCUGGAACUCAUAACGGGGAGGGAGGCCCUCUGCUCCCGCACCGGCCACAAGUUGACUUCCAUCGCUGCACCCGCGCUGAGGGAUCCAUCGAAGCUGCCCCAGUUGCUGGAUCCACGUCUUCUCCGAGGCGACGAUCCUGAAUUGUUGGAACAAGUCAAGGUCAUGGCUUCCAUUUCAGCAACGUGCCUUUGCGAUUCUCCCGCCCUUAGGCCUUCAGCUUCCGAUAUCCUCAAUGCCAUCAUUCGCCACCAAUAUUCCCUCCUUCCCAUUUCCUAGUUCCUAUUACUCCUCCUCCUAGUGAUGCAACGCCUAACAAGUUUUGAUACACCUCCUACAUGACACUUACAAGUCCCAUACCAUACUAGGAUUUCAUUUCUUCUGUCUUACCCCAACAAUUUUGCCUCUUUCUUUUUGUUUUUUUUUUUGGGGGGCCGGGAUGGGGUUGGGGAAGAGCAAAACCACACAGCUGGCGCGCCACUACUACUUUAGAUUGCACAUUAAGCACUCUGGUUAGGAAAAUAAGCAUUAGGCUCAAUGGUAUGUACAGUAUAUUGCUCAAGCGUUUUUACCGCAACAGGGACUGGGUUGUUUUCGGAGCAUCAAUCACUUGAUGUACUGCACCCGACGCUUCUAUUUUUGACAAACGCUUUUUCGCUUC
Messenger RNA from Coffea arabica (coffee), 1759 nucleotides. RefSeq names its product probable receptor-like protein kinase At4g10390. Gene Ontology annotation, molecular function: protein kinase activity; ATP binding. Gene Ontology annotation, biological process: protein phosphorylation. Lineage: Eukaryota; Viridiplantae; Streptophyta; Magnoliopsida; Gentianales; Rubiaceae. Gene Ontology annotation, cellular component: plasma membrane. The record is from RefSeq and is a predicted model, not a curated record.